Messenger RNA from Anas platyrhynchos (mallard), 1551 nucleotides. Lineage: Eukaryota; Metazoa; Chordata; Aves; Anseriformes; Anatidae. The record is from the annotation of a RefSeq genome assembly.
GUGACCUUCAUCAAUCGAUGACUAUUUUCUACCAAUCACAAAGACAUCGGUACUCUAUACCUUAUCUUCGGGGCAUGAGCCGGAAUAAUUGGCACAGCACUCAGCCUACUGAUCCGGGCAGAACUAGGCCAGCCAGGGACCCUCCUGGGCGACGACCAAAUUUAUAACGUGAUCGUCACCGCUCACGCCUUCGUAAUAAUCUUCUUCAUGGUAAUGCCCAUCAUAAUUGGAGGGUUCGGCAACUGAUUGGUCCCCCUGAUAAUCGGUGCCCCCGACAUAGCAUUCCCACGAAUAAACAACAUAAGCUUCUGACUCCUCCCACCAUCAUUCCUCCUUCUACUCGCCUCAUCCACUGUAGAAGCUGGCGCUGGUACGGGUUGAACCGUAUACCCACCUCUAGCAGGCAACCUAGCCCACGCCGGAGCCUCAGUGGACCUGGCUAUCUUCUCACUUCACCUGGCUGGUGUCUCCUCCAUCCUCGGAGCCAUUAACUUCAUUACCACAGCCAUCAACAUAAAACCCCCCGCACUCUCACAAUACCAAACCCCACUUUUCGUCUGAUCAGUCCUAAUUACCGCCAUCCUGCUCCUCCUAUCACUCCCCGUCCUCGCCGCCGGCAUCACAAUGCUACUAACCGACCGAAACCUAAACACCACAUUCUUUGAUCCUGCCGGAGGGGGAGACCCAAUCCUGUACCAACACCUAUUUUGAUUCUUCGGCCACCCAGAAGUCUAUAUCUUAAUCCUCCCAGGAUUCGGAAUUAUCUCACACGUAGUCACAUACUACUCGGGCAAAAAGGAACCCUUCGGCUACAUAGGAAUAGUCUGAGCCAUGCUAUCCAUCGGCUUCCUAGGAUUUAUCGUCUGAGCCCACCACAUAUUCACCGUAGGAAUAGACGUUGACACCCGGGCCUACUUCACAUCCGCCACUAUAAUCAUCGCCAUCCCUACCGGAAUCAAAGUCUUUAGCUGACUCGCCACCCUACACGGGGGAACAAUCAAAUGAGAUCCCCCAAUACUCUGAGCUCUAGGGUUUAUCUUCCUAUUUACCAUCGGAGGACUAACAGGGAUCGUCCUUGCGAACUCCUCCCUAGAUAUCGCCCUGCAUGACACGUACUACGUAGUCGCCCACUUCCACUACGUACUAUCUAUGGGCGCUGUCUUUGCCAUCCUAGCUGGAUUCACUCACUGAUUCCCCCUUCUUACAGGAUUCACUCUACACCAAACAUGAGCAAAAGCCCACUUCGGAGUGAUAUUUACAGGGGUAAACCUAACAUUCUUCCCCCAACACUUCCUAGGCCUGGCAGGAAUGCCCCGACGAUACUCGGACUACCCUGAUGCCUACACACUGUGAAACACCGUCUCCUCUAUUGGGUCCCUGAUCUCAAUAGUGGCCGUAAUCAUACUAAUGUUCAUCAUCUGAGAAGCCUUCUCAGCCAAACGGAAAGUCCUCCAACCAGAAUUAACCGCCACAAACAUUGAGUGAAUCCACGGCUGCCCCCCUCCAUACCACACCUUCGAGGAGCCAGCUUUCGUUCAAGUACAAGAAAGG